Alosa sapidissima (American shad) is the source of this 6000-nucleotide messenger RNA. Its product is annotated as adhesion G protein-coupled receptor F5-like. Gene Ontology annotation, molecular function: calcium ion binding; G protein-coupled receptor activity. The record is from RefSeq and is a predicted model, not a curated record. Gene Ontology annotation, cellular component: membrane. Lineage: Eukaryota; Metazoa; Chordata; Actinopteri; Clupeiformes; Clupeidae. Gene Ontology annotation, biological process: G protein-coupled receptor signaling pathway; cell surface receptor signaling pathway. The transcript has 42 exons. Bases 61 to 5853 code for a protein of 1930 amino acids.
UGAUAAAAAAGCAGGUGAAUACUUUCUUUUUAUAAUGUGUCCAAGUGAAAGAAUGGAAGGAUGCUACAAAAAAGCAUGGCAGUUCCAAACUCGGUCAUCAUCAUAAUUAUCUGCUGUGGUAUGGUAACAGGCGCAUUCAACCAAACCCCUACAUUUUGGCUCACAAACAAACAUGAAAGUCACCCCCACCUUAGAGUGAAAAGAACAGAGUCCCCAGUUUCUCUUCCAGUUCAGUGUCCAACAACACAAGUCAAUGCGAGCAGAAUUUGUGAAGGUGUUAAUAGCACUGCCCUGCAAUUGUAUUUGGCAAAUGGACAGGUCCCUUGUAACUUCACUCUGGAGCAUUAUGCCUGUGCAGAGCUCUCAGAAUUCUUUGGAGAGCAACUGGCCCAACUCCUGUUGUGUGAUCUGUCCAGCAACAUGAGCCACUCCAGGGAGAUUUGGAAGCUCCUCUUCACCAAGACCUCGGUUGGCUAUGGAUAUCUCAGUAGCCUCUACUACUACAUGGUCCCCAGCUUGCCUCUGAUAGUCAUGAGUCCAUCUGUGACUCAUGUCCUGGACGUCCUUGGGGAGCUCCAUUUGAACUUGAUCAGUGACCUGCAAUGGAAAGACAUCAGUUUAAUAUCCAUUAUAUUUGGUCAAAGCCUGCGUCCAUUUUUACCUUCAGCCUCUGCAAGCCUUCUGCAGUGUGUCAGCAGCAAGAACCUUACGUGUGAAACUUACCAGCACAUUUUGAGUGAGCUGAGUUAUGGGUUUGAUCAUCUGGGAGAACACCAGGCAGAGAGGGUCCUGAGAUUCUUCAUCAUGCCUUUCCUGUUCAGAAACUCAACAGACUCUGGAUGUAUCUCUAACAACAGCACAGCUUGGCUAAUUGACAACUUUGGUCCAUUCACUGUCCUUAUCCAACUCAAAAGUCUAUUUGAUCUCAAUACGCACUUUGAUCCACUGGCAGUGUUGGAUCUUCUCAGUCCUAAGCAGAAAGCUGAAUUAAUGGUUCUGCCCCUCCCUCAUCCCCAAGGGAAAGGUGAAGUUGUCACCAGAGUGUUGGAUCACCUUCUGAAGUCACCAGUAGAGAGGAAUCUUCCAGAAGUUCUAAAUCAGACCAUCUUGCUGGCAAAACAGAAUGAAGCACCUUGUGAGUUUUUUCAAGCAAUGCUGGAUGGAUCUCUUACUUUAGCACCAGGAACUCAGGAAUCCAUCAUCAGAGGAGCUAUGGAACAACUGCUCCUCCUCAGUCCAAAUGAUUGCCUAGUGUCUAAGUGUCUUAGAACACCAAUCAAUGAGAGCCAAAUAUGUGAUGGAGUAAACAGCACUGCCCUGCAGUCAAAUCUGGUGGCUGGACUGGGCCUCUGCAACAUCAAUCUGGAGCAUUAUGCCUGUGCACAACUUACAGGAUUCACCGAAAUACACCUGGCCCAGCUCCUGGUGUGCGAACUGUCCAGCAACAUCACUUACUCCAGGGAGACCUGGAAGUUGCUCCUCACCAAGACCAUUGCCAUUCUGGAUGGAGCUCUCAUCCUCUUCUCCAACAUAGUCUCCAGCUCGUCUCUGACAGUCAUGGGUUCAUCUGUAACUCAUGUCCUGGAUGUGCUUGGGGAGCUCCGUUUGGACUCGAUCAGUGACCUACAGUGGAAAGACAUCAGUUUCAUCUCCUUACUGUUUGGUGAAAGCCUGCGUCCAUUUUUACCAUCAGCCUCUGCAGGCCUUCUACUGUGUGUCAGCAGCAAGAACCUCUCGUGUGAAACUUACCAGCACAUUUUGGGUGAGCUGAGUCAUCCGUCUGAUUACAUGAGAGAAAACCACUCAGAGAAUGUACUGAAAUUCUUCAUCCAGCCUUUCCUGUCCAGAAACCCAUCAUGUCCUACAGAAGUGUACACAUAUGAGAUUGAUCUUGUGAUGAGAACAGUAGAUGCUGACCAACUAAAGAUGGAGUUGUCUGAACUUGACCUUCCUCUCCCGCUCGCAACUGAACAAAUUGAUAUCACUAACAUCAAUGUCACAACAGUGUGUUACUCAAACACGAGUGGAUAUCGGUGUGUCUGUGAGGAGCAGUAUGCCUGGCCCCAUGACAGGUGUAUCACUUAUGGAGCCUGUGAUGAGUUCAGCGAAGGCACCUGUGGAUGUCUUAAUGGUUUACCGACAAAUGGGCCGUUCUGCCAGAGAGAUGUAAACGAAUGCGACUUUGAUCCAUGUGGUCUGAACUCCACCUGUGCCAACACCAUUGGCAGCUACAACUGUUCUUGCUGGAGAGGAUACACUCCAAGAAACACAUCUUUGCCCAUUGACACCAGCAAUCCAUGCAUAGAUAUAAAUGAAUGUGACUUUGAUCAGUGUGGUCCAAACUCCAACUGCUCCAACAUCAUUGGCAGUUACAACUGCUCUUGCUGGGUAGGAUACACUCCAACAAGCUCAUCUCUGCCUAUUAGCGGCAGCAACCCAUGCAUAGGUCCUACAGAACUGUACACAUUUGAGUUUGAUAUUGUGAUGAGAACAGUAGAUGCUGACCAACUAAAGAUGGAGUUGUCUGAACUUGACCUUCCUCUCCCACUCGCAACAACUGAACAAAUUGAUAUCACUAACAUCAAUGUCACAACAGUGUGUUACUCAAACACAAGUGGAUAUCGGUGUGUCUGUGAGGAGCAGUACACCUGGCCCCAUGACAGCUGUAUCACUUAUGGAGCCUGUGAUGAGUUCAGCGAAGGCACCUGUGGAUGUCUUAAUGGUUUACCGACAAAUGGACCGUUCUGCCAGAGAGAUGUAAACGAAUGCGACUUUGAUCCAUGUGGUCUGAACUCCACCUGUGCCAACACCAUUGGCAGCUACAACUGUUCUUGCUGGAGAGGAUACACUCCAAGAAACACAUCUUUGCCCAUUGACACCAGCAAUCCAUGCAUAGGUUCAACAACCACCCGUUCACCAUUGUCAACAAUGACUCCUGGCACCAACAACAUUGUCACAACAACAAUGGCACCAUCAACACUGUCAACACCAUCAAAACCAAAAUCAACACUGCCAACGCAGGAGUCAACACGACAUACACCACCACCACCACCACCACCACAAUCAACAGAACAAGCACCGCCACCAGGAACUUUUUCUACCAUCAAUUUGUCUUUGACAAUUCAGAGUAACUAUGAUUUCCGCUUCAAUGACCCAACAAGUCAGAUAUACAACAGAUAUAAAACAGAUAUUGAAAAUGCAGUAGAAGACAAUUCUGAUAAAUUACCAGGUUACAAGGUCAACUCAGCUAAUGUCAGAGGUUUUAGAUCAGGUAGCAUUAUUGCAGAUUUUUCUCUUCAGUUAUCGAAUCCAAGAAUCAUUUUUCUGGAUGCAAGCAUUGGCAUCAUAAAUAACCUAAAAGCAAAAAAUUAUAAAUUUCCUGACAACCCCUUUGCUCAAACUGAAAGACGAAAUUUGAGUGGUAGCACAGGCUCUCUUUUUCCUGGGGAGCAAAUGGUGCUUAACUGCAAUGGAACAAUAACUGAAUGGAGAUUCAAUGGGCAGACACUUUCUGGUGCUUCUGGUGAAAUAUUCAGUAUAACAAAUGUUAAUCCAGCUGAUAAUGGACGCUAUGAGUGUGUAUCAACAAAAAACUCAGUGCCAUUUAUACGGUGGGAAACCAUUGAUCGCAUAAAACCAUUUCCAAUCAUUCAGACAAGUCAGGACAAAGGUUUUCAGUGUGAGGUGGGGCAAAAAGUGACCUUACAGUGUUGUUCAAGCCCAGACUAUGGGGUUGAGAUGGUGAAAGUGGAUGAUGUCGACAGCUAUCUCCAAGACCAAGCAUCAGUGGAGGAUUGCACAUAUUCCUACAUUAUACAGAACUGCGGUGGCAAUUCAGGAAAUGUUGUAUUCAACUGCAAAUUAAAAAAUGCAAAUUUGCAGAGCUUUGAUUACAGUUCAAGACGUAUAACCAUAACUUUUGAAAACAAAGAGUUUGAUUGUUCCAAUGAGAGCUUUGGGGCUGGAAAUGUUAGCCAGGUGGCUGAAGGGAACUGUAAAGAUGAUGAAGUUGGUAGUAUCACAGCAGAAUGUCAAGGAACUGAUUGGAAGAUAAUAGAAGACAAUUGUGUUUUGUUUGUGAUCAAAGAACUGGAAGAGGAAUCAGAGUUUUUGACAGCAGAAACCCUACUAGAGUUUGUGGACAGAUUAAGUCGCGUUACAGCAGAAAAUGAAGAACGGAUAACCAACUCAACAGCAAAUAUUGAAAGCAUCGUAAAUACCCUGAGUAAUGUUGGAAACGUUUCACGGGCCUUAACAAUCAGUGGGGAAAUUAUACAGGAUUUCCUCAACACCUCAUCUGUCAUUGUGUCCAAUUCUACCAUCAAUGCCUGGAGUCGUAUAAAUAACGGCAAUGCAACAAGGAAUGUCAGUGCAUCUUUUUUGGGUUCUGUUGAAGAUAUAUCAGGAUCCCUGGAAGGGGAUACGUCUUUCGAAACAGGAACAGAGAUUAUCCAGCUACGCCAAACUCUUGUCAACAGCUCAUUCAGUGGGACACUAGGAGCAGAUUCAUCUGCUGCAAUCUUCAUCCCUGAGGAGGGGAACUUUACAAUUACAACCAUCACAUUCUCUACCCUAAAUAAUGUCCUACCAGCCAGGAAUAGUAGUGACAAUGAUAGCAGUUUAUCCAACUUCAUCAAUGGAGCUGUUGUUCUAGUGCAAGUGAAUGACACAAUCAACAACAUCUCGCUAAGCUUUGACCUUAUUAAUGAAACACUAGGAGAUCCUCAGUGUGUCUUUUGGAACUUUGAGCUUUUUGAUGGAUUUGGUGGAUGGGAUUCAUUUGGAUGUGAGCUCAUAUCGUUCAAGAAUAACACUGUCACUUGUGAAUGCAACCACACAACAUCCUUCUCAAUUCUAAUGUCACCGUCUAUUCCUCCUGGCAUAAAAUUGUUGCUGGAUUUCAUCACAUACAUUGGUGUGGGUAUAUCCCUUGCCAGCUUGAUCAUAUGUCUGAUCAUUGAAGGAGUCGUAUGGAAGAGCAUGACCAGAAAUGACACGGCUUAUAUGCGGCAUGUCUGUGUGGUGAAUGUUGCUGUGUCACUUCUGAUCGCUGAUAUCUGGUUUAUUAUAGGGGCAGCUAUCGCAGACUCUGAAUCAACAGCUGUUGGACCAUGUACAGCAGCAACCUUUUUCAUCCAUUUCUUUUACUUAGCGUUGUUCUUCUGGAUGUUGGUGUCUGCUCUGCUACUUUUUUAUCGCACUGUCAUGGUUCUCUCACAGAUGAAGAGGUCAACAAUGUUGGCAAUUGCAUUCAGCCUUGGCUAUGGUGCCCCCCUCAUAAUCGCCGUGGUAACUGUUGCUGCAACUGCCGGAGGUGGAGGUUACAUCCGAGAGAACCAAAUCUGCUGGCUCAACUGGAAUGAGACUAAAGCACUUCUGGCUUUUGUGAUUCCAGCAUUGACCAUUGUGGCCAUAAACCUUCUAGUGAUGAUUGUUGUUCUCUACAAAAUGUUGAUAAGGGGUGUUGGAAACACAAAACAGAUUGAUGAAAAAAAUGCCCUAGAGGUCAUUGCAAGAUGUGUCAUCAUCUUAACCCCCCUCUUUGGACUUACCUGGGGAUUUGGCAUAGGCCUCGUGAUUGCACCUGAAGCAGUAGGACUGCAUGUUGUUUUUGCAGUUUUGAAUUCUUUACAGGGGUUUUUUAUUUUGGUGUUUGGAACUCUGUUGGAUGGCAAGAUCAAGUCCGCUUUAGUAGAAAUACAACUCUCUACCUCAGGUGGUACAAGGAGCACAAAUGUUGGGACAUCCUCAUCAAAUGCACUUGAUUUCUUUAGAAGGAUUAAAAGGAGAAAUGUGUACAAUGUCUCGGGGGCUCCUGUAUCUUCAGGUUCUGCUACUUUAAGCCAUACUUAGUGUGACUGACUACACUCUGUACACUUUAUAUUUAGCAAUAUUUAGAGUUAGCAAUUCACUAAUAUUAUUCAAAUGUGUAAUACUCUAAUUACAAAUAAAACUGAUGUCACAUUUUAUACUACUGAGAAUAAAUAAUGUCAGUGCUUA